Molecule: messenger RNA, 363 nt
Organism: Seminavis robusta
Lineage: Eukaryota; Bacillariophyta; Bacillariophyceae; Naviculales; Naviculaceae
Source: the annotation of a GenBank genome assembly
AUGUUCCGAGCAACAUUUCCAUUUUCCAUCUGCCUUCUUGUCAAAGUUUCCCUUCCCCUCACAAAAUCCCCCCACUUCAAGAGACACCAAUUUCGAACAACGCUUCUAAUCUCAACAGCUUUUCCACCCACCAUGAAGCGAGCAAACGAUCAGAGUAAUGGAGCCUCCAACAAUGGAAACCCCUACCACAGCGUGCGUCGUACCUCUCAGAGACGAUCUCUCGCUCAACGCCCCUCUGCGCCCCCCGUGCUGUCAGCUGUACAUGUACAGGUAGCUGUGAACCCCAGCCAAGCCCGUCUUCGUCUCCUUUCGAACAUUAUCCAGGAAGUUUUGGAACUUAUCGACGAUGAACCAGAUUUUUGA